UGAGGCGCUCCUUCGGUUCGUAGGACGCCUUUUGGACUGCGAUUGCGUUAGGAAGGGUACUACUGUAGGGACACCACCCUGGUUGACGAUGUAGGUUUUCCAGUUAGUUUAGCUAGUAUUACAUUUGCCGAAGAGAGAUCCAACUAGUCUGUAUUUUACCAUUUUUGGAUUGAAUGGGUUUGCAAGAGGAAAAUAACAACCGUAAGGAAAAUUCUGUAGAUGUUCAUUCGCCCGUUGUUUCUUUUAUUUGGUCAGAGAAAACGCUAUCCCUGCGUAUUUUCCUAGCAGGGGGAAUAGCGGGUGCUGUGAGUCGUACUGUGACGGCUCCGCUUGACCGCAUAAAAGUUCUGAUGCAGGCCUCUCACGGAGAGCACGCGUUGCGCUUCCUCGGAAGUGCGCGCAAGAUCUACUCCGAGAGUGGGAUCCUGGGUUAUUGGAAAGGAAACGGGGUGAAUUGCGUGAAGCUCUUUCCGGAAACAGCGAUUCGAUUCUACGUAUACGAGCUCCUUCGAGCCCGUCUCAACAUCGACACAGAGCACGCCGACAUCCUCACUCGCUUUGUGACUGGCUCUGUCGCCGGACUGGUGAGUCAGACCAUCGUCUACCCGUUGGAAGUCAUCAAAACCCGCAUCGCCCUCUCCCAGCCAGGGCUCUAUCGCGGUGUCUGGGACGUGGUCAACCAGACCGUCCGUCGCGAGGGCGCUCUAGCUCUCUACAAAGGCAUGCUCGCGUCCAUUCUCGGCAUCAUUCCCUACUCGGGCGUCGAGCUCAUGGUCUACUCCUAUCUCACCGAUCACUUCACGCGCUCCAAUCAGCACAAAGGCGUGUGCUCCGUGCUGGUUUGCGGCGCGCUCUCCAGCAUAUGCGGACAGACCAUCGCCUACCCCUUCCAACUGGUCAGGACCAAGCUGCAGGCGCAGGGAAUGCCGGUGCAUUACAAGGAGUAUAAGGGAGUGGGCGACUGCAUUAAGCAGAUUGUGCAGAGAAGAGGCCUUCGCGGACUGUAUCGCGGGAUUUCGGCGAAUUAUAUGAAGGCAGUUCCUGCUAUUAGUAUGAAAUAUAUGAUGUAUGAACUUUUGAAAGAAUGGUUCCGUGUGGGUGACAAGAUGACUUCUACGUAA
Molecule: messenger RNA, 1121 nt
Organism: Blastocystis hominis
Lineage: Eukaryota; Bigyra; Opalinata; Blastocystidae
Exons: 7
Coding region: 174-1121 (315 amino acids)
Biological process (GO): transmembrane transport
Cellular component (GO): mitochondrial inner membrane
Molecular function (GO): ATP transmembrane transporter activity
Source: RefSeq, a predicted model, not a curated record